This is a messenger RNA of Daphnia magna, 1028 nucleotides long. Its product is annotated as serine/threonine-protein kinase/endoribonuclease IRE1-like. The transcript is spliced from 3 exons. The record is from RefSeq and is a predicted model, not a curated record. Bases 2 to 1003 code for a protein of 333 amino acids. Gene Ontology annotation, molecular function: ATP binding; protein serine/threonine kinase activity; RNA endonuclease activity. Gene Ontology annotation, cellular component: IRE1-TRAF2-ASK1 complex. Gene Ontology annotation, biological process: intrinsic apoptotic signaling pathway in response to endoplasmic reticulum stress; IRE1-mediated unfolded protein response; protein phosphorylation. NCBI's taxonomy places the organism in Eukaryota, Metazoa, Arthropoda, Branchiopoda, Diplostraca, Daphniidae.
GAUGGCAACCGAGGAACAACCCAAGUCAGAAGAGCAUCUUCCGUUUCAGGGGAAAACAUUGGAGUGCAAAAACCAGUUUUUCGUUGGAGGUAUUUUACUAUUUGACGGAUAUUGGAGGGGCGAGGAAAAUGGAAAUGCAGAUGCUGAAUUGGAACGCGUGAAAUUAAAGGCCCCUAAUCUAAAAAAACAAGUUGCGAUAAGAAGAAUUAAAAAUGAAGACUGCCUUGAUGGGUGGACAGUUGCGGCCGACAAACUCAUUUGCCUCAAUCACAACAAUAUCCUACGAGUUUUCGGUUAUGAGGAGGACGUGGCCAAUGGAUGGAGGUAUUUUGCUCUGGAACCUUAUAGUGCCACGUUAUACGAAUAUUGCGAUUACGAGUACAAUGGACCGAUGCCAAACGAAUCGCAAGUUCUUUAUCAAAUUACCAACGGCGUCAGCUAUCUGCAUGGCAAAGGAAUCGUACAUGGCGAUUUAAAUCCGUUAAACGUCGUCAUUGCUGCCCAGUCCCGUCCUGUGCGCAUGAAAAUUUCAGAUUUUGGAUUGAGCAAAUUCAGUUACAGCAAACAGCUGUCGCAGAAGAUGAAAGAAGGAGAAAUACCUUUUGAGAUGGAACUCUGUCUGAGAAAGUAUUGGUAUUGUUAUUGGUCUUGGACACUGUCAAAGAAAACUGACUCCCUGAAAGGCAUCAAAGACGCCAGCGAAGAUGUUAUUGCAGCUGGAUGCAUUUUGUUUUAUUAUCUAAAGCGUGGCAAACACCUUUUUGGUAAUGACUUUGAGUCAAUCUUGAUAAACCUCAAGGAAAAGAAUCCAGUCAAUUUACCAGGAUUGGGUAAAAAUCAUUUAGGUGAAAAUCACUUUGCGUACGAGCCCAUCAAAAAUAUGAUAAAUCCCCCAGGAAAAGGAUUCAAUUGGUUGCACAUAGCCAAUGAGAAAUUUAAAGAAGCCCUUUCACGCAAGUCAAGAAUUUCCGUUUCGUGUAUAGUCUUAGUAAUCAUUUUCUAAAAUGUAAUAAAUUUUUUGAUUAAAU